AGGGUCGCGCCCGCUGCUCCUCGCCUUCUGUUUGCUCCAAUUGGCCGCCGCGGGAGGGGGGGAUUGGCGGUCUCCAGGGCGACGGGAGGCGCUCGGGGCAUCCGAGGCGGGGAGGCGGGUCCGCCCCCUAUUGUGUAGCUGGAAGAGCGGAGCCGAGCUGAGCGGAGCAGAUCUGGUGAUGCUCCAGGGAGCAGCUUCCUCAGGUGUUACGAGAGCGAAGCCCUAACUGUCCAGAAGAGUGAGAGCUGACACCUGUUACCUGAUCAGAAGGGUUGGCAGGGCUUGCUGGGCUGUGGACAUCCUUGGGCCCCUCCAUCUGGGCCCCUGUGGAUAGGAGGGGCCGGGUGAGCAGGCAGCUGGGCUAUGGUUUGGUGCCUCAGUCUGGCCAUCCUCAGCCUGAUCAUCAGCCAGGGGGCUGACGGUCGAGGAAAGCCUGAGGUGGUAUCGGUGGUGGGCCGGGCUGGGGAGAGUGCAGUGCUGGGCUGUGACCUGCUGCCCUCGACUGGCCGGCCCCCACUGCACGUCAUCGAGUGGCUGCGUUUUGGGUUCCUGCUUCCCAUCUUCAUCAAGUUCGGCCUCUACUCUCCCCGAAUCGACCCUGAUUACGUGGGGCGAGUUCGCCUGCAGAAGGGGGCAUCUCUCCAGAUCGAAGGGCUCCGGGCCGAAGACCAGGGCUGGUACGAGUGCCGUGUGCUCUUCCUGGACCAGCACAGCCCCGAAGACGAUUCAGCCAACGGCUCCUGGGUGCACCUCACGGUCAAUUCGCCCCCUCAGUUCCUGGAGACGCCUCCCCAGGUGCUGGAAGUGCGGGAACUGGAGCCCAUCACCCUGCGCUGUGUGGCCCGCGGCAGCCCCCAGCCUCGCGUAACUUGGAAGCUCCGAGGACAGGACCUUGGCCAGGGCCAGGGUCCGGUGCAGGUGCGGAACGGGACGCUGUGGAUCCGGCGGGUGGAGCGAGGGAGCUCUGGGGUCUACAUCUGCCAAGCCUCCAGCACUGAGGGCAGUGCCACCCACGCCACCCAACUGCUGGUGCUAGGACCCCCAGUCAUCGUGGUGCCACCCAAGAACAGCACGGUCAAUGCCUCCCAGGAUGUUUCCUUGGCCUGCCGGGCUGAGGCGUACCCUGCUAACCUCACCUAUAGCUGGUUCCAGGACAGCAUCAAUGUCUUCCACAUUAGCCGCCUGCAGUCCCGAGUGCGAAUCCUGGUGGAUGGGAGCCUGCGGCUGCAAGCUGCCCAGCCUGAGGAUGCUGGCCGCUACACCUGCGUGCCCAGCAAUGGCCUCCCGCGCCCGCCCUCAGCCUCUGCCUACCUCACUGUGCUCUACCCAGCCCAGGUGACAGCGAUGCCUCCUGAGACGCCCCUGCCCGUAGGCAUGCGGGGGAUCAUCCGGUGCCCAGUUCGUGCCAACCCCCCACUGCUCUUUGUCAGCUGGACCAAGGAUGGGCAGGCCCUGCAUCUGGACAAGUUCCCCGGCUGGUCCCAGGGCCCAGAAGGCUCACUGAUCAUUGCCCUGGGGAAUGAGGAUGCCCUGGGAGAAUACUCCUGCACCCCCUACAACAGUUUCGGUACUGCAGGGCCCUCCCCAGUGACGCGUGUGCUACUCAAGGCUCCCCCAGCUUUUCUAGAACGGCCCAAGGAAGACUAUUUCCAAGAAGUAGGGCGGGAGCUCCUCAUCCCCUGCUCUGCCCGAGGAGACCCUCCUCCCACCAUCUCUUGGGCCAAGGUGGGCCGGGGGCUGCAGGGCCAGGCCCAGCUGGACAGCAACAGUAGCCUCAUCCUGCGACCAUUGACCAAGGAGGCCCACGGGCGCUGGGUGUGCACUGCCAGCAAUGCUGUGGCCCAAGUGGCCACCUCCACGAAUGUCUACGUGCUGGGCACCAGCCCCCACGUUGUCACCAAUGUGUCCGUGGUGCCUUUGCCCAAGGGUGCCAAUGUCUCCUGGGAGCCUGGCUUUGAUGGUGGCUACCUGCAGAGAUUCAGUGUCUGGUAUACCCCAUUGGCCAAACGUCCUGACCGAGCCCACCACGACUGGGUGUCCCUGGCGGUGCCCGUGGGGGCUGCUCACCUCCUAGUGCCUGGGCUGCAGCCCCAUACUCAGUACCAGUUCAGUGUCCUAGCUCAGAACAAGCUGGGGAGUGGGCCCUUCAGUGAAAUCGUCUUGUCCGCACCUGAAGGGCUUCCUACCACACCAACUGCCCCCAGGCUCCCCCCGACAGAGAUGCCGCCUCCCCUGUCCCCUCCCCGGGGUCUGGUGGCAGUGAGGACACCCCGGGGGGUACUCCUGCAUUGGGAUCCCCCAGAACUGGUCCCUGAGAGUCUGGAUGGCUACAUCCUGGAAGGACGGCAAAGCUCCCAGGGCUGGGAGGUGCUGGACCGGGCCGUGGCAGGCACGGAAAUGCACCUGCUGGUGCCAGGGCUCAUCAAGGAUGUUCUCUAUGAGUUCCGCCUUGUGGCCUUCGCCGGUAGCUAUGUCAGCGAUCCCAGCAACACGGCCAACGUCUCCACUUCCGGCCUGGAAGUCUACCCCUCGCGCACACAGCUGCCGGGCCUCCUGCCACAGCCCGUGCUGGCCGGCGUGGUGGGCGGGGUCUGCUUCCUGGGCGUGGCUGUUCUCGUGAGCGUCCUGGCCGCCUGCCUCAUGAACCGGCGCAGGGCUGCGCGCCGCCGCCGAAAACGCCUCCUCCGCCAAGAUCCACCUCUUAUCUUUUCUGGAAAGUCAGCUUCACACUCUGCUCCGGGCUCGGGCAGUCCUGACAGCGUGGUGAAGCUGAAGCUCCAGGGUUCCCCAGUCCCCAGCCUGCGCCAGAGUCUGCUCUGGGGGGAGCCUGCUGGACCCCCCAGCCCCCCUCCGGAUCCUCCACCUAGUCGGGGGCCGUUACCCCUGGAGCCCAUUUCCCGGGGACCAGAUGGGCGCUUUGUGAUGGGACCCAUUGUGGAGACGCCCCAAGAAAGGUCAGGCCCUGAGCGGGCGGAACCUCGGACCCCAGCCCGGCGGCAGGCCAGGUCCUAUGACUACAGCAGCAGCAGCCCCAGUGGGAUACCCCAGCCCCUCUGCAUUGCAGACAUCAGCCCUGUGGGGCCCCCUCCCGCAGCCCUGCCCAGUCCCCUGCCGGGUCCAGGACCCCUGCUCCAGUACCUGAGCCUGCCCUUCUUCCGGGAGAUGAAUGUGGAUGGGGACUGGCCCCCUUUCGAGGAGCCUGAUCCUGCUCCGCCCCCAGAUUACAUGGAUACCCGGCCCUGCCCCAUCUCAUCUCUCCUUCAACCCCUGGACUCCCCCACUGUGUCCCCCAGGGCAGCGCUUCCUGGGGCUGUUGUUGGGGUUGGCGCCACCCCAGAGCCUCCAUACACAGCACUGGCUGAUUGGACACUGAAGGAGCGGCUGCUGCCCAGCCUUCUCCCUGCUGCCCCUCGGGGCAGCCUCACAAGCCAGAGCAGUGGGCGGGGCAGCGCCUCCUUCCUUCGGCCCCCCUCCACGGCCCCCUCUGCAGGAGGCAGCUACCUCAGCCCUGCUCCAGGAGACACCAGCAGCUGGGCCAGUGGCCCUGAGAGGUGGCCCCGAAGGGAGCAUGUGGUCACAGUCAGCAAGAGGAGGAACACAUCUGUGGAUGAGAACUAUGAAUGGGACUCAGAAUUCCCUGGAGACAUGGAAUUGCUAGAGACUCUGCACCUGGGCUUGGCUGGCCCUCGACCGCGACUUGAAGCUGAGCCAGAGCUAGGUGCAAAGACUCCAGAGGAGGGUUGCCUCCUGAACACUGCCCAUGCUCCUGGCCCUGAGGCCCGAUGUGCUGCCCUUCGGGAGGAAUUCCUGGCCUUCCGCCGCCGCCGAGAUGCUGCUAGGGCCCGGCUACCAGCCUAUCGACAGCCAGUCCCCCACCCUGAACAGGCCACUCUGCUGUGAACACCCUAAUGUGAGGCAGGGUGAAGGCACACAGACCCUGCAGAGGAGCCCCAACAACACCCAACUCCAGCCUGGGACACUGCCACUGCCCCUUUGCACCCAGGCACAGGCCCCGCGGGUGGGCUUCGGAUGGGAUGUGUGUGCUGAGCCCCUAGAGCCUGGGGACUGGAACAGGGAUCUCAGGUCUGCCUCUGUGUGUGUGUGUGUGUGUGUGUGUGUGGCAUUUGUGGUGUGGGUGAGGUUUUUUACAGGUGAAUAAAGAAAGUCUGAAAAAUG
Messenger RNA from Equus quagga, 4176 nucleotides. RefSeq names its product immunoglobulin superfamily member 9 (gene IGSF9). The record is from RefSeq and is a predicted model, not a curated record. Lineage: Eukaryota; Metazoa; Chordata; Mammalia; Perissodactyla; Equidae. Gene Ontology annotation, biological process: cell-cell adhesion. Gene Ontology annotation, molecular function: protein binding. The transcript is spliced from 21 exons. The coding region runs from base 364 to 3900 and encodes 1178 amino acids.